Molecule: messenger RNA, 2063 nt
Organism: Talaromyces proteolyticus
Lineage: Eukaryota; Fungi; Ascomycota; Eurotiomycetes; Eurotiales; Trichocomaceae
Exons: 2
Coding region: 264-1838 (524 amino acids)
Biological process (GO): ubiquinone biosynthetic process
Cellular component (GO): mitochondrion
Molecular function (GO): oxidoreductase activity, acting on paired donors, with incorporation or reduction of molecular oxygen, NAD(P)H as one donor, and incorporation of one atom of oxygen; 2-octaprenyl-6-methoxyphenol hydroxylase activity; FAD binding
Source: RefSeq, a predicted model, not a curated record
ACAUGCUACACUAAGUAUGUUGUCUAAUGCCACGGACGAGUCUUGCAUCCCUUAGAAAUCCACUCGAAUCCUUGAAAGUGAUUGCGCAGCUGUGCGGUGUGUGAAUGUGAUCUCGUGGUCUGAAUAGAGUAAUUGCAGCCUUAGGCGGAAAUGUUUGCGUGGUUUGCAUCGGCAGUAUAUCCUCUCUUCCCGACGUGCCGACAUCAUCCAAUCAACAAUCCAAAGCCCAACAAAUCGAGUACCAAUUGCCUUUGAACCACCCAAUGCGGCACGUCGCGCGAUCCCUCUGGCGCCCUUAUGUCUGCCCGUCGUGUCGACGUGGCUUGCAACCAAGAGGGCGACGGGGCUUCUCCAGCGCCAUUGGAGAAACCCCCGACAUUUAUGAUGUCGUUUGCGUUGGAGGGGGUCCCGCUGGCCUUGCUCUAGUAGCAGCUCUUCGAGCUUCACCGAUCACCUCAAAACUCAGAAUAGCUCUUGUCGAAAGUCAGGACCUCGCCAAAUCGCGUAGCUGGGCAUUGAGCCCAGAUGAAUACUCCAACCGAUGCAGCAGCCUGACGCCGACAUCUGUCUCUUUUUUGCAGAAUAUCGGAGCAUGGAAACAUGUCGACAAUACUCGUGUCCAACAGUACCAUGAAAUGCAAGUCUGGGACGGACAAACUGGAUCGAAAAUCUCCUUUGACUGGUCAAUUGACACAUCGCCCUUUGAGGACGUCCGCUCAGUUGCCACGAUGACAGAAAAUGCGAAUCUUGUGCGGGGAUUGCUGUCCAGAAUCGCAGAGCUGGAUCACGACAAUAGCCAUCUAUCAAUAUUCUCCAACACCACCGUCUCGUCCAUAGAAAAUGGCCCUCCUGGUGCUCAAGAUGGCCCGGACUUGUCGGCCUGGCCGGUUCUGUCGCUCUCAAAUUCUACUGCUAUUUCUACGCCACAGAAACCAAUCGCGGCGCGACUACUCGUCGGCGCUGAUGGUAUCAAUAGCCCUGUUCGCUCGUUUGCAGAUAUCACGGCUAAUGGAUGGGAUUACGGGCGCCAUGGCGUUGUCGCUACUCUAUCACUCGCGGGCGAUUCUACAUACUCCUCUUCCUCCCCUUUUUUUCCCGCAGGCAGUCGAACAGCAUACCAGAGAUUCCUCCCCUCUCUCGGUGGGCCCAUUGCCAUUCUGCCGCUUCCCAAUAAUCACGCGUCUCUGGUCUGGUCUACCAAGAUCGAGAACGCAGCAUAUCUCAAAUCACUACCGCAAGAAGCAUUUAUAGCCAUGAUCAACGCUGCUUUCCGUCUCUCAAUGACCGACUUGACAUACAUGCUCGGCCUGGACCCAACUGCUACUUCGCCUGACAGCAAACCUACGUCUUCUGGAAGCCUUCUAACACAACACGAGGAUGAGCUCAACUGGCGACUCCAACACACUCCGCUCCCGUCAUCUCUCCCACCUCUUGUAACAGCCGUCCAAAAUAAGAGUAUCGCAUCCUUCCCUCUCCGCUUCCGCCAUGCCUCAUCCUACAUAUCCCCGCGCGUAGCUCUCAUCGGGGACGCAGCACACGUCAUCCACCCAUUAGCAGGGCAAGGACUGAACCUGGGCAUGGGGGAUGUGGCAUCAUUAGCCAACACGAUUGAGUACGCGGUCAACCACGGCAUGGAUAUCGGCGAUCACCUAAGUCUAGAGAAAUAUAUGGCCGAGCGAUACCUUACGAAUACCAAGAUUGGUGGCAUGUGCGAUGUCCUGCAUAAACUGUAUAACGUUCCCGGGAACGGACCAGUGACGUGGGCGCGGAGUCUGGGGUUGGAUGCAAUUGAGAGGUUGCCCUGGGUGAAGGGGUUCAUUAUGAAGCAGGCAGAAUAAUGCCUUAUAUUACAUUAUUACCGGACAAUCAUCGACGAGGUCGAUAUGUACAUGUACUCAUUGAUUAUCAUCCCUUUAGGUAGACGAGUGUAUAAUUAUGUAUUUUAGUGCCGCAAACAAGCAAAAAAUGAAAUUGAAUAAGGUAUCAUUGAAUCUAUUGCCGGCCUUGGUAAUGUAAUGCGAAGUAAUGCAUGCUUUUACUUUGUGAAUAUAAUCUAUCCACCG